Molecule: messenger RNA, 2955 nt
Organism: Pseudoliparis swirei
Lineage: Eukaryota; Metazoa; Chordata; Actinopteri; Perciformes; Liparidae
Gene: cdpf1
Product: cysteine rich DPF motif domain containing 1
Exons: 4
Coding region: 475-828 (117 amino acids)
Source: RefSeq, a predicted model, not a curated record
UUGACCAACCUAAUAUUUGUUCAACUUCAUUAGCUAAACAUAUUCUGAGACGUCAUUGCAGGAAAAGCACAGGUGAAACUAAUAAUACUAAUGACAGCUUUAAGUGUCCUAAUAGCCAGUAAUGUAAUUAUUACACCUGUGCGUUUUCCUUUAACGGCACCUUGAGGUCUGCUGUAAAAAUCGGGUUAUCUAAGGAUAAUAUUGUACCUAUGCAAACAACGCAUGCUACUAAUUUCGGCUGGUUCACUACACUUUCAUAUGUUCAAUAAGAAUAUAUAUCAACCCAAGUUCGUUUGACGCAUCCCAAUACUGUGAUGUGAUCAAUUGAAUUGAUAUGCAGUAUCCACCUGAAGCAGUCUCGACAUGUUGCAGCCCCGGUCCACUAGAUGGCGCUAAAACGUCAUAAAACAACAUGGCCGGACGCCACACCAAAACCCGGAAGUGACCCUUUUUUCCGUUCCUCUGCGUUGAAAAAUGGAUCGAGCUACAAGCGAGCCGUGUCAAAAAACAUUCACAUGCCAGCUGUGUGAUUUAAGCAGCCCGUUUACUUACUACGGCCAGAAACCACCAAACACCAGAGCCAUUGUGUUGCUCGAGGAGUGUUUCGUGACUCAGGACCCCUUCAGUCCGGACCGGGAGAAGUUCCUUGUUUUGGGCUCUACCUGCAGCCUGUGCAACAGGUGUGUUUGUGUCGGAUCGGACUGCAGCAUCUUCUACACCAAGAGGUUCUGCAUGCACUGUGUGAACAAGCACUUGCAGCAGUUCCCACCUCAGAUCCAGUCUGAGCUGUCGAAGAAGAAGCAGAACUGCAAGUCUGCCACCUCGUGACAUCGACAACAAGGACUGCAGCCUUUUCUACGCCGUGAGGUUCUGCAUGCACUGUGUGAACAAGCACUUGCAGCAGUUCCCACCUCAGCUCCAGUCUGAGCCGGCCAAGAAGAAGCAGGUCUGCAAGUCUGCCACCUCGUGACAUCGGACAAGAAGAGGUCCAUAAUGCGCUUCACCGGCACUGUUCAUCAAACUCAUCCUGAACGACGCUGCAGAGACAGCAUAUGGAGAAGAAGAAAAAGACCAGCACCCAUUGGAACAAUACAAGUUAAUGCUUUUGUCCAGUAAAAUGAGGUUGCUGUUUUAGCCUCCAAGGUGUUAUCAUUUAUUUCCAAGUCUUUUUAUUCAGCAAGUGAAAAAGGCUAAGAAUUUAAACUUUAGUUCUCAUGUACAAGCACAGUUUCCCCGACAGUAGCUCUAAAUGUCCUGUUAAACCCCCAAAACUGUUAAAAUGUUUGCUAAUGAUCACGGAUGUAUAUGAUGUUCCUUUUGGCCCAAUGGUUGCUGAGCCCAAUUCACCCUACAAACGUUUAAACCUCCCAUUAAAGCUCAAGAUGAGAUGUGGAAGUAAUUGCAUUAUCCAAGACCAGUUUCCGGGUAGAUUAAAAAACGAUUCAUUUCUCCACUGCUCUUGCAAUGUGAAAAAUUAAUUAAGUCACCUAGAAUUUAUCUUUUGACUUGAUGAAUAAUUCCUAUUUUGCAAUAUUCAAACACCUAUUUGUUUUUACGGACAAUACAUGUGUAUUACUUUUCAGCAUAUGGUAACAUCCACAGGACAAAUGAUCUCCCUGUUCUCCCUCUCUGUGUCCAUGGUCAGAUGGUGCACUGCUAACUUCUGUGAAGUCAAAAAAUAGUUUGUCUGUGUAAUCUUAAACAUUAUUUUUCAGAAGAUACACACAAUGACCUCUCUUUCUCUGUUAUUUGUGACUGUUAAUUCUUGGAUCAAAGUCAAUGUGUAACUAAUGUUCGCUUUAGUGACAGAAUCUGCUACAGUUGCAUAAUUUGCUGUGUUAAACAGUUACUCCCAAUUGGUCGUUUAAAAAAAAAAUAAGCACACCGUAUGCUGACCCAAGUGGUCUCUCUCGUGCCCCCUCUUCUACACUGGUCAUUGAAUCGUUUGGGUCAAACUCAGUUUUAAUCCCCGGGAUGCCUCAUGAGCACCGUGCACAGUUUGCAGCAGCAUAAACACAUUAUGGAAUAAGUGUGAUCCGGGCGAUAACAUUGCUAUAACGGAUGGCCUCGCGGUUUUCAUCAUGAGAUGUUUGACGUUUCGAGGCCUAAUUGAAACAGCGUGGCCUUUAAGGCCCAGUGAUUUUCUGUUUCUGGCAAAUGGUGCAGAGGAAUGCAGAGCGACGUUCGCCGUAGAGUUUAAGUUGGGACAUCGUGAACUCCUGGGCACGAGGAGGGCUUUCUAUUGAAGAUGCAUUCACUCAGUUUGUUAGCUCGGAUUCUUAUGCAGCUCUGGGAUGCACAGGAAACCAAUUUGAUAAGUCAAUAUUUGUGAGGAUGCAAACCCCACCAGAAGGUGUAUUUGUUCUUCCUUUAAAGCUGCACUAAUUUGUUCCUCUUUAUAUUCCCACCGCACACAAGCAAGUACAAACAGUGAUGCACACAAACUGGCCCCGCUGGCAAAGUCUGACAGCGAUAGGCACCGUGCCAACGAUGACCGGAGGCUUUCUGCUCUGGCGCCGACGUCAUUGGAUGCCAGGAGGCAGAUGUGGGCCUUUUCUUUCUGUUGUGGGUUUCUUGCAUAAGACCUCAUUUUAGUUUCUCAUUGUGCUCCAAUGGCCUUGAAAGUGUUACUGAAUGUAUUCACACUCCAUUCAUGUUGCUAUGAUGUGACACUAAAUGGGAUCAUGCAGUGAUAUCUGUCUGCGCUCUCACGAUCAUUUGACGACGAAUUCCUGUGAUAGUGUUACCAGCCUGGAGCAAGACCUCCCAGUAAACUCCUGCAGUGAGAUGAAGCUGUUUCCACCAUUGUCAGUUUAAAAAAAAGUGUUUUUAUCCAUGAUAAGUUACGCUGCAUUAACACAUACAAACAAAUGACUGGAAUCCAAUGAUGUGUUUGACCUGUAGGUGUGCAGUUAUUGUCUAACCUAAUGAAAAUAAACACAUUUACAACUACAA